Molecule: messenger RNA, 5398 nt
Organism: Malus domestica (apple)
Lineage: Eukaryota; Viridiplantae; Streptophyta; Magnoliopsida; Rosales; Rosaceae
Product: myosin-12
Biological process (GO): vesicle transport along actin filament; actin filament organization
Cellular component (GO): actin cytoskeleton; cytoplasm; myosin complex
Molecular function (GO): ATP binding; microfilament motor activity; actin filament binding
Source: RefSeq, a predicted model, not a curated record
CUUUAAGAGUUACCAACUAGCAGUGGUCCACUCGCAUUUCCUUCAUCCUAUUGCUUUUGAUGAUUUUCUUUUCAACAUUCUUUUCUCUAUACCUUCAAAUCCUAACAUUCUUUAACAACACCACGCACGCAGUAAUCUCUCUCUCUCUCUCUCUCUCUCUCUGCAAACAAUGGUAUUGAAUUUCGACCAUCACAUAGAUAGGGAGACAGAUAGAUAGAUAGAUAAAUCGAUCGAUCUUGAUUCCUGACAGAUAUGGGAACUCCGAUAAACAUCAUAGUUGGAUCACAUGUUUGGGCAGAGGAUUCAGAGGCUGCGUGGAUUGAUGCCCAAGUCAAAGAAAUUCAUGGCAGAGAUGCCACCAUUAUUACCACAAACGGGAAGACUAUGGUUACAGACAUGUCCAGUAUGUACCCAAAAGACACAGAAGCACCACCAGCAGGCGUUGACGACAUGACUAAGUUGGCUUACCUCCAUGAGCCGGGAGUCCUGCAUAACUUAGCCUGUCGGUUUUCUAUCAAUGAGAUAUAUACUUACACUGGGAACAUCCUAAUAGCGGUGAAUCCAUUCCGGAGACUACCACACUUGUAUGACACCCACAUGAUGGAGCAGUACAAAGGAACUGCUUUUGGGGAGCUAAGUCCGCACCUUUUUGCUGUUGCAGACACUUGUUACAGGGCAAUGAUCAAUGAACAAGGAAGCCAGUCAAUUCUGGUCAGUGGGGAGAGUGGUGCUGGUAAAACAGAGACAACAAAGAUGCUCAUGAGAUAUCUUGCCUUCAUGGGAGGCAGAUCAGGAACAGAAGGGAGAACAGUGGAACAACAGGUCUUAGAGUCCAACCCAGUCUUGGAGGCAUUCGGGAACGCCAAAACUGUGAAAAACAACAAUUCGAGUCGCUUCGGUAAAUUUGUAGAGAUCCAAUUUGAUAAGCAUUGGAAAAUCUCUGGAGCUGCUAUUCGUACAUAUCUUCUUGAAAGAUCACGUGUUUGCCAAGUCUCUGACCCAGAGAGAAACUACCAUUGCUUUUACAUGCUUUGUGCGGCACCAGCAGAGGAUGUGAAGAGGUACAAGCUAGGAGACCCAAGAACUUUCCAUUAUCUUAAUCAAUCCUCCUGCUAUGAAGUUGCAAAUGUAGAUGACGCAAGAGAGUAUUUGGAGACCAGAAAUGCUAUGGAUGUUGUUGGGAUCAGCCAGGAAGAGCAGGAUGCCAUAUUCCGAGUGGUUGCUGCAAUCCUCCAUCUUGGGAACAUUGACUUCAUCAAAGGGGACGAAGUUGAUUCUUCCAAGUUAAAAGAUGAUAAAUCAUGCUCUCACCUCCAAACUUCUGCAGAGCUACUCAUGUGUGAUAACAAGUCUUUGGAAGACUCGCUUUGCAAGCGUGUAAUAGUGACUCCUGAUGGUAACAUUACAAAACCUCGAGACUCAGCUACAUUAAGUCGUGAUGCCCUGGCGAAGACUGUCUACUCCAGACUGUUCGAUUGGAUUGUGGAUAAGAUAAACAACUCAAUUGGUCAGGAUCCAAACUCAUCAAGCUUAAUAGGAGUCCUUGAUAUUUAUGGCUUCGAAAGCUUCAAGAUCAACAGCUUUGAGCAGCUAUGUAUCAACCUAACAAAUGAAAAGCUGCAACAACAUUUUAAUCAGCAUGUGUUCAAGAUGGAGCAAGAAGAGUACACAAAGGAUGAAAUAAACUGGAGCUAUGUAGAAUUUGUAGAUAACCAGGAUGUUUUGGAUCUUAUCGAGAGGAAGCCUGGGGGCAUAAUUGCCCUUCUCGAUGAAGCAUGUAUGUUUCCCAAGUCAACGCAUGAGACAUUUGCACAGAAGAUGUAUCAGACAUAUAAAGGACACAAGCGAUUUAAAAAGCCAAAACUUGCUCGAACAGACUUCACAGUUAACCACUAUGCUGGAGAUGUGACAUACCAAACAGACCAUUUUCUUGAUAAAAACAAGGAUUACGUAGUGGCAGAACAUCAAGCUCUUUUGAAUGCCUCGAACUGCUCAUUUGUCUCAAAUCUAUUCCCUCCACUGCCUGAGGAGACUUCAAAACAAUCCAAGUUUUCUUCCAUAGGCACCCGUUUCAAGCAACAACUGCAAGCUUUAAUGGAGACACUUAGCACAACAGAACCACAUUAUAUCAGAUGUGUUAAGCCAAAUACAGUUUUGAAGCCUGGAAUUUUUGAGAAUGCCAACGUAUUAAACCAGUUGAGGUGUGGGGGUGUGCUGGAGGCUAUUAGGAUUAGUUGUGCUGGAUAUCCAACAAAAAGAACAUUUGAUGAUUUCCUCGACCGCUUUGGAAUGUUGGCUCCUGAUAUUAUGGACGGAUCUGAUGAAAAAUCAGCAUGCAUUGCCAUCUGUAACAGGAUGGGACUGAAGGGAUACCAGAUUGGAAAAUCAAAGGUUUUUCUUAGAGCUGGUCAGAUGGCUGAAUUAGAUGCACGCAGAACUGAAGUUUUGGUUAAUUCUGCCAGAUGCAUUCAAAGGCAAAUCAGAACACAUCUAACCAGAAGGGAGUUCACUGCCCUGCGAAGGGCUGCUAUUCACUUGCAGAAACAUUGGAGAGGACAACUUGCGCGCAAGUUGUAUGAACAAAUAAGACAGGAAGCUGCUUCAAUCCGUAUACAAAAACGUCUACGUGCUCACAAAGCCAGAAUAUCCUACACAAAAUUGCAGGCAGCAGCAGUUGCCAUCCAAACCGGGUUACGAACUAUGGUGGCCCGAAAUGAUCAUCAAAACAGGAGAAGAACCAAGGCUGCAAAAAUUAUUCAGACUAUUUGGCGAAGAUUUGAAGCUCUUUCUGAAUAUAAACACCAGAAAAAGGCGAGUCUAACUCUUCAAUGUCUCUGGAGAGCAAGGGUAGCAAGGAAGGAGCUUAGGAAGCUUAGGAUGGCUGCGAGAGAAACAGGAGCGCUUAAGGCAGCUAAAGACAUGCUGGAGAAGCGUGUCGAAGAGCUAACAUGGCGACUGGAAUUUGAAAAGCACUUGAGGAUUGAUCUUGACGAAACUAAAGGAAGAGAAAUUGCAAAGUUGCAACAUUGUUUGCAUGAAAUGCAAAGGCAAAUAGAUGAAGCCCAUGCAGCAAUCAUCCAUGAGAAAGAAGCAGCAAAGUUAGCCAUUAAACAAGCUCCCCCGGUCAUCAAAGAGGUGGCAGUUGUGGAUAACACCAAACUAGAAAUACUGGAAAGCCGCAAUGAGGAACUACAGGGUGAGCUAAGUGACCUGAAGAAGAAACUUGAAGAAUUUGAAGAAAAUCACUCUCAAAUUGAAGAAGAAAGGAAAGCAAGGCAUGAGGAGGCAGAAGAAGCACGGCUGAAAUCAGUGCACAUUCAGGAGACUAUUGAAAGGUUACAGUUGAACUUGUCAAGUCUUGAGUCUGAAAAUCAGGUGCUACGCCAACAGGCUCUUGUUCCAUCAGCAAAUGGGGAGCUCUCAGAAGAACUGAGAAUCUUGAAGAGUAAGAUGGCAGAAUUGGAAUCAGAUAAUAAAUUACUUCACAGCAAGGCUGUAGUCGUGGAGCAAAAAGCUAAUCCAGAGAGGGUUCAGCCACUAGUAAAGGAGCCAGAUCCUGUUGUGUCCCACCUUACUAGACAAAGAUCCCUCACGGAUAGGCAGCAGGAAAAUCUUGAUGUGCUUGUUAAGUGUCUUGUGGAAGACAGACAAUUUGACAAGAAGAGGCCUGUCGCUGCCUGUAUUAUUUACAAAGCACUUGUUCAGUGGAGAACCUUCGAAGCAGAGAAAACAAACAUAUUUGAUAGGAUUAUUCACAAAAUUCGGUCUAUGGUAGAGAGUCAGAACAAUAUCGAUGAUCUGGCAUAUUGGCUUUCAACAACUUGUACCCUCGUAUUUCUUGUACAAAGUACACUCAAGGCAACCAGUGCACCUGAUUCAGCUUCACGUCGUAACCAAACUUCUCCUGCUACCAUAUUUGGUAGAAAUAGAACGGCACAAGGUUUUCAUUCAUCUUCCAUUACUAUGGGAGUUUCAAGUGGCUACAGUGGAAUGGCUGGAAAGCCCAACGGGAAAUUAAAAGUGCAGGCCAAGUACCCAGCAUUGUUAUUCAAGCAACAUCUAACUGCAUUUGUCGAGAAAAUUUAUGGGACCAUCCGUGACAUUCUAAAGAAGGAGAUUAGCCCAUUCUUGAAUUUGUGCAUUCAGGCACCGAGAUCUACAAGGGCCAAGUCAAUGAGAGGCUCGUCCAAAACUAUACAUUCAAAUAUAAGAGCAAAACAAUCACCAUUGAACACGCACUGGCAAAGCACUGUCAACAAGUUAGAUCAUACCUUAGAUAUUUUGUCUAUGAAUCAUGUCUCUCCUAUGAUCGCAAGGAAAAUGUUUACUCAAGUUUUCUCAUUCAUAAAUGUCCAGCUCUUUAACAGCUUAUUGCUUCGUCGUGAGUGCUGCUCAUUUCGCAAUGGAGAAUUUCUGAAAGCAGGUUUGCUUAAAUUGGAACAGUGGUGUCUCAAAGUAACAGAUCAGUUUGCUGGAUCGUCCUGGGAUGAGCUUCAACACAUAAGGCAGGCUGUCAGAUUUUUGGUUUUGCACCAAAAAACUCAGAAAUCGGUGGAUGAAAUCACAAAUGAAUUGUGUCCGAUACUCAGCAUCCCUCAAAUAUAUCGCAUUGGAACAAUGUUCUGGGACGACAAAUAUGGAGCCCAGGGAUUAUCUUCAGACGUUAUUGGACAAAUGAGAGUUAUGAUGGCGGAGGAUUCAAUCAACAUGAACAUGCUCAAUAAUUCCUUCCUGCUUGACGUUGAUUCCAGCAUACCUUUUUCGAUGGAAGAAAUGUGCACAUCCUUCAUUGAUAUCAGCCUAUCUGAUGUGGAUCCACCGGCCAUCAUCCACCAAAGAUCUGACUUCCACGUCCUGUUGCAACAAACAGAUUGAGGCUACUUGAACUAAUCAGUGCAUGAGUGUUCAGAUAAAUAUGUAUUGAAUUUUUCCCUCUAUAUUCACACCAUCAACAAUUGGAACAAACAGAUUGAGGCUACUUUCGAUUUUCCUAGAGUGCCGAAGCUCACUACAACAAAAAUGGUUGCAGAUAACAUAUAUCCUCCAUUGUCUAAAUUGCCCCUGUACCGUUGUUUUUACCAGUGUCGUCUUCUGUUCAGAUAUAGUUACUUUUUUCUAUAAUUAGAGAUUAGAUCAUGGACAUGCAUUUUCUUUUGUUUUAUGUUUAUGGUUCUCCAGGGAAAGAAUGAUUUAUGUGCUGAACAAGGAUGGGUUACCAUGCCCUCCCCUGUUAGAGUUCCAUGAUUGAGUUGUAAUAUGUUUGUUAAUGAACAGGGGAGAAAUUUGAACCACAAGAUGAAUUUGGUAGAGCAAAUCGUUGUUGCUUCUACCUCUGUAUUUCAUUAAUACGUUUUGUCCCAAUACUGUUGGAAGACUAUCGAUAAAAUAGAAAUUUAUA